ACUAUCCUUUCAUUUUCGUAUUCUCUAACUGCUCAGCUCUCUCUCUCUCUCUCUUAAGUUCUCUCUCUCCUUAUCCAUGGCGGCGUCUGCUUUCGUUGCAGUCCCAAAACCUUUUACAACUCAAAACACCAGAUUUCCUUCUCUCUCCUCAAACCGCAGACUAUUAGGUCAACGAAGAAAUUCUCUGCGAGUAUGUGCGAUUGCAAAGAAAUUUGAGGCCACUAAGGUUGUGCCGCAAGCUGAUAGAGUGUUGAUUCGUCUAGAGGAACUACCUGAGAAAUCAGCUGGUGGAGUUUUGCUACCAAAGUCAGCUGUAAAAUUUGAACGUUACCUUAUGGGGGAGAUUCUCUCUGUUGGUGCUGAGGCGCAGCAACUAGAGGCUGGGAAGAAGGUUCUUUUCUCAGACAUAAAUGCUUAUGAGGUGGAUUUGGGAACAGAUGCAAAGCAUUGUUUUUGUAAAGCUGGUGAUCUGCUGGCUGUGGUUGAGUGAAACUGCUUCAUGCAAAAGAUUAAACCACCUAUAAUUGGCGGUGUUAUUUUUUGGAACCUGAAUUAAAUUUCAGAUGAAUUGUGGUGCAUUCUUAUGUUGUUGUCCACUUUUCUAUUUUGUUCUUUUUAUUGUUUCAUGCUAAAAUAACAUUCCGCGUUUAGUCCUAGUGGAUAAUUCAUGGUGAAUUGCUGUCACGAGUUGCUGAGGAUGGUCCUCACUAUUAUUAUAAUUAUGCUUCAAAACUCAA
Molecule: messenger RNA, 737 nt
Organism: Cornus florida
Lineage: Eukaryota; Viridiplantae; Streptophyta; Magnoliopsida; Cornales; Cornaceae
Product: 10 kDa chaperonin 1, chloroplastic-like
Exons: 7
Coding region: 77-490 (137 amino acids)
Cellular component (GO): mitochondrial matrix
Molecular function (GO): ATP binding; metal ion binding; protein-folding chaperone binding
Source: RefSeq, a predicted model, not a curated record